Messenger RNA from Oppiella nova, 1060 nucleotides. NCBI's taxonomy places the organism in Eukaryota, Metazoa, Arthropoda, Arachnida, Sarcoptiformes, Oppiidae. The record is from the annotation of a GenBank genome assembly.
GUUUAGUGAACUCAAGAGACAGGAAAUCCAUUUGAUCCGCAAACGAGAGAAGAAAUGGAUCCAAAUGUUAGACAAAUGGGAUAAAUAUAUAAACAAUCGCUGGAAGACUGUGAGAGACCGGUGCCGGAAGGGUAUACCCCAUUCGAUGCGGGGUCAGGCGUGGCUCUACCUGUGCGGCGCCCACCACCAGAUCCGACUCCACCCGAACGCCUACCGCGAUCUCAUCGCACAGGAGGGCAACGAACAGAUUGUGGACGAGAUUCGCAAAGACAUUCACCGCCAGUUCCCCAAUCACGAGCUGUUCGCACAGCCAUUGGGCACCGGACAGACAGAUCUGCUGAAUGUCCUCAAAGCUUUCUCUAUACUGAAGCCUGACAUCGGCUACUGUCAGGGUCAGGCGCCGAUCGCAUCGGUACUGCUGAUGCAUAUGCCGGCGGAACAGGCGUUCUGGUCGUUGGUGGCCAUAUGCGACCACUACCUACCCGGCUAUUUCUCGCCGGGACUGGAGGCCAUCCAACUUCACGGCGAUAUGUUGUUCUCAUUUCUCAAACGCUUCACUCCUAACGCUCACAAACUUAUGGAGAAGCAAAAGAUCGAACCGAUUCUAUUUAUGACCGAAUGGUUUAUGUGCAUUAAAAUAGUAUUCAAGUGCGCGAUAGUGUUGGUGUCGACGACGCUGCGCAACGACACGAAAAAGACGUGUCCGUCGAUGUACGAGACGCUGGAGAAGCUGCGCAACCUAUCCGUGUACCACAUGUCGGAGCCCGUACUCGUGGACAGUAUUCUCAAGUGUGAAAUACACGACUCGGACCUCCAGAGGGAGCACAACAUCCAUGAGAAGAAGAGGCGCCAGAAGUCGCAGCAAAAGGCGAACCAAACGAAAUCCAAUGGCAAUCGACGCUAACCUCUUGUGGGACCACCACUCGCGGGACCCGUGUUUUUCGAUGGACACCCCCUUUGAUGAAUAACUAACUCUCUGUUUAGAGAUGUUUUAUACGAUAUUUUAUAUAUUACUCUCACUUGUCAUCUAUUUAUCGAAACAUUGUUUUUGUCGAAAAAC